Drosophila sechellia is the source of this 2419-nucleotide messenger RNA. RefSeq names its product serine and arginine rich splicing factor B52 (gene B52). Bases 1408 to 2061 code for a protein of 217 amino acids. NCBI's taxonomy places the organism in Eukaryota, Metazoa, Arthropoda, Insecta, Diptera, Drosophilidae. Gene Ontology annotation, molecular function: mRNA binding. The transcript is spliced from 6 exons. The record is from RefSeq and is a predicted model, not a curated record. Gene Ontology annotation, cellular component: cytoplasm; nucleus.
UCCUCGGCUUGGGGCCGAAUCUAAAACUGAAAGAGAAUCGAAUCGAAUUCAAUCGAAUCUAAUUGAAUCGCCGUGAGAAAGACAAGCUAGUCUAGUGACCGACCGACCGAUUCAGAGUGUUACCCAAAAACCAAGAUGCGGUGGAAGACAGAGAGAGACAGUACCCAGAGCAGCCCCAGAUUGGUUUCGAUCUGCGAACUACGAUCUGCAACCUACGACCGACCUCCACGAUGCGACAUCGCCGCCGCCUCAUCCAUUCGUCGUCUAUUCCAAAUAAAACAUAAAACAGAACAAACACAUAACGAAAUGAACAAGUCGAUCAGAAUCGAACCCAAAACUGAAUGCAAAACCGAAAUUGAAAAGCAGACGAUGACGAUGGACGUUGAUGAGCUGCCCGGGUCAAAAGGCCAGCCCACGUAUUAAAGCCCACACUGAUUGAAAAGACGUGGGCUGGCCUCUUGCGUUAGCCAUUGUGAGUGUGAUGAGGGUGCGAAUCGAAUCGAAUCAAUCGAGUGUGGUUAGAUGAGAAGCUUGCGUUCGCUAAUUCUGAGAUGAUGUGAUGGUCUUGGCGACGAUGAGGGAUGAGCAUAUGACGAUGAUCGAUCGAUGACGAUGACACGAUGCUGCGAUGCUGGUCGCGCGUUCAGUUACCAACUUCGGCUAGUGCCUCCGAACUUAUUCCUUCCCCCCAUUCCCGGUUCUUCUGGCUUCCGGCUGCGGCUCUGGCUUAUGGCUGCGGCUCCGGCAUACGGCAUACGGCUACCGGCCCCGUCUCCGGCUGAGACUACCGACUAGACAACCACCAACCCAACCCGUUGGAGAAGCGAGAGCAGCGUCCCGAAACGUAUUUCUUAUUUUUGCAGUUCGUUUGUGCGUGAGGUGCCGAUGCCGCUGGUUGUUGUCCGCCUCUGACCGGCAAACUGCUCCAAAUGCUCCAUUCUCCGGCUCUCUGGUGCGGUGGUUCUGGCCAGCGAUGUCUGCUCUGAUCUGAUCUGACCUCCUGACUGUAUCCGGUGUGUGGCUUCCUCCGAAACGAAACGAAAACAGCUACCGCAACACUUGAAUACCUUUUUGCCAUUUAUAAUAUGAUUCUGUUGUACAUGAAAAACAUAACAAAACUGUGUACUUGGUGGUACGUACGUGGCCAAAUGAAAACGAAUACCAAAUCCAAUCAAACAAAACGUAACGAGCUCUGGCCAUCCAUCCGCUCAUCCGCCUGCCUGGCCACUGGUUCUCUUCUGGCUGACUGGUUGAGUUAACGAUGUUCGAUCGGACUUUCGAUGAGGUCAUGAGGUGUCCUUGGUGUCAUUGGCCCACAGUUACUAGGCAGACAAUCUAAACUCUCGGUGUAGAAACGAUGUGUGUGUCCUCCUCUCUCUGAAAGCGCAUUAAGAUCUCAAGGAUUACAUGCGCCAGGCUGGCGAGGUCACCUAUGCCGAUGCCCACAAGCAGCGCCGCAAUGAAGGCGUCGUUGAGUUCGCCUCGUUGUCGGACAUGAAGACGGCCAUUGAGAAGCUGGAUGACACCGAGCUGAACGGCAGGCGCAUCCACUUGGUCGAGGAUCGUCGUGGAGGACGCAGCGGUGGUGGUGGCGGCGGCAGCGGACGUGGACGCUCCCGUUCGUCCAGCUCGCGAUCGCGCUCCCGAUCCCGCAGGCGCUCUCGCUCCCGCCGCUCGUCGCACUCGCGCUCCAAGUCUCGCAGCCGCUCCAAGUCGCGUGGCGGUCGCUCCAAGUCCAAGUCGCCAGUCAAGUCUCGUUCUCGCUCCCGCUCGCGAUCCAACAAAUCGCGUGACGUGUCCAAGUCCAAGUCGAAGUCCCACUCCCGCACCCGCUCCCGUUCUCCCAAACGUGAGCGUGACUCCCGUUCCCGAUCGCGGUCCGUUUCGAAGCGCGAGUCCCGAUCCCGCUCACGUUCCAAGUCCAUCCACCGCGACUCCCGCUCACGCGAUCGAUCCGCAUCGGCUGAAAACAAGUCGCGUUCGCGCUCCCGCUCCCGUUCGGCCUCGCCCAAGAAUGGAAACGCCUCACCGGACCGCAAUAACGAGAGCAUGGACGAUUAGAUUAGUUAGCUGUCCCAUUAAUAUUAAAGCACUUGAUUUUAGACUUCUACUAUAACUAUUCUACAAACAUCAACACUCAGACACCCCGACUACAGCCAAAACUUAAUGAAUGUGAAAUCAUACCAAUCCACCACUGUCGGGCCUCGUCAUUUUCUGUUAAAUAUAUAUAUCCACAAUUGGUCCUAAGUCUUGUGGACAUGGGCAAUGGGCUGGAAGAUGACAGGGAUCGGCUGAAUGUGCCGCUUUGGAUUCAAGGAGUACAUAUAGGCCACGGAAUUACUGCGACUUGUACACCGGAACACUUAAAAUUGUCUACGAUGAGUAAUUUCAAUAAAUACGGAUAAAUUUAAACUUUAAA